Messenger RNA from Dioscorea cayenensis subsp. rotundata (Guinea yam), 1716 nucleotides. Its product is annotated as protein SIEVE ELEMENT OCCLUSION B-like. NCBI's taxonomy places the organism in Eukaryota, Viridiplantae, Streptophyta, Magnoliopsida, Dioscoreales, Dioscoreaceae. Gene Ontology annotation, biological process: phloem development. The coding region runs from base 1 to 1716 and encodes 571 amino acids. The transcript has 7 exons. The record is from RefSeq and is a predicted model, not a curated record.
AUGGCCGGCAUUUUGGAGCAGCAGCCAAAGCCACAGCUGGCAUCGCCAUUGGACAGCACCACUGUCAUGAAGCCAAUAACGCAGCAGCCAAACACGGAGCUCAUCAAGGAAGAUCACCAGCCCUUCUUGUCGGAGAACGCCACUUAUUCUCCCUCGUCUGAUGAUAGCACGGUGAUGAAGCAGAUAACGGCGACACAUGCGCCGGAUGGCCGUGAGGUGGAUGUUAUGCCAAUUCUGCAUAUUGUUGAAGACAUCAUGCAACGAGCUACCCCUUCUUUAAUAUUGAUGCCACAAACUCAACUGGAGCUGGUUGAGCAAACUACCCAUCGUGCUGCAGUUGUUUCUAUGCUUGAAGCUGUCGCAUACACUGUUCAUAGAAUGUCAAGCGAGAUAAACUACAAAUGCUCAAUUGGGGGAGAUGCGCAUGCAACAACACUGGCUCUGUUACAAUCUUUGUCAAGCUACACUUGGGAUGCCAAACUUGUCCUUGUCCUGGCAGCCUUCGCCAUGAGGUACGGCGAGUUCUGGCUCACCACUCAACUCCACACUGUGAAUCCUCUGGCCAAACCAUUGGCACAGCUUAAGCAGCUCCCAAACAUACUGGAACAGACUAAUAUCCUGAAGCCAAGGUUUGAUGCCAUUAAUAAUCUUAUAAAGGCAAUGCUUGAUGUUGCCAAAUGCAUUGUUGAGUUCAGAGAGCUGCCCUCUGAGUACAUAUCUUAUGAUGCACCGGACAUGGCCAUGGCCUUGGCUCAUAUCCCAAUUGCUGUUUAUUGGACCAUCAGAGGGGCCAUUGCAUGUACCUCUCAGAUUGUUGGCCUCAUUGGUCUUGGCCGUGAGUACAUUAGCUCCACUACUGAGGCAUGGGAGCUCUCAAGUUUGGCUCACAAAAUCAACAACAUUUACGGCCACUUAAUUAAGCAAUUGACCAUGUGUCAACAACAAAUUGGUGAGAAGAAGCAUAUGGAGGCCUACCAGACACUAGUGAGACUAUUUGAAACUAUUCACCUUGACAACAUGAAGAUCCUCAGGGCACUCAUGCACUCAAAGGAUGACCUGCCUAUCAUGGACGGCGUCGCCAAGAAAAGAGUCAGCGUCGAAGUACUAAGAAGAAAGAUAGUCAUGUUAUUCAUUUCCGAUCUCGAUAUCACCCAUGAAGAACUUUUCGUUUUGAUUCAAAUAUACAAUGAUACACACCAAGGAAGGGUUGAGAGACACUAUGAUAUAGUAUGGCUUCCUAUCAUUGAUCGUCAUGUUCCUUGGCUACAUGCUAGAGAAGAGAGCUUCAAUAGCUUGACAUCAUCAAUGCCAUGGUACUCGUUGGUGCAUCCUUCAUUGUUGGAUAAGGCGGUUGUGCAGUACAUAAGGAAUGUGUGGCAUUUUAACAAGAAGCCAAUGUUGGUGGUGUUGGAUCCACAGGGGAAGGUGGUGUGCCCCAAUGCAAUGCAUAUGAUGUGGAUUUGGGGUAGUAUAGCCUACCCUUUCACUAGCAACAGGGAGGAGGCUCUAUGGAAGGAAGAGAUUUGGAGGCUUGAAUUAUUAGUCGAUGAAAUUGAUCCUACUAUUCUUCAAUGGGUGACUGAAGGAAGGCAUGUGUGUCUCUAUGGAGGAGAUAACAUAGACUGGAUAAGAAGGUUCACUACAACAAUGAGACGCAUCACUCAAGAAGCAAAAGAUCCCAUUGGAGAUGGUCUACGUAGGCAGGAGCAACCCUAA